Rhinocladiella mackenziei CBS 650.93 is the source of this 2025-nucleotide messenger RNA. RefSeq lists its product as uncharacterized. Lineage: Eukaryota; Fungi; Ascomycota; Eurotiomycetes; Chaetothyriales; Herpotrichiellaceae. The transcript is spliced from 10 exons. The record is from RefSeq and is a predicted model, not a curated record. The coding region runs from base 1 to 2025 and encodes 674 amino acids. Gene Ontology annotation, molecular function: FAD binding.
AUGUCUUCUGAAGACGUUUCACGCGUCGACGUCCUCGUUAUCGGGGCUGGCCCGUCAGGGCUAAUGUUGUCGACAUGGCUGGCUCGGCUGGGCAUUCAGACAAGAAUUAUCGACAAGCGCCUCAAUAAGGUCCACUAUGGACAAGCAGAUGGACUUCAAAGCAGAACAUUCGAGAUCCUUGAUUCCCUCGGCAUUGGUCAGACCAUAUGGUCCAAGGCAAGCCGCAUGAUUGAAAUCCGGUUCUGGAAUCCCAACGAGCAUAACGAACUCCAAAGGUCUGAUACCAUCGUGGACACGCUGCCCGGCCUUAGUCGAUUUCAACAAGCUACACUGCAUCAAGCACAUAUCGAAGACGGUCUCCUUGGAUAUAUUCAAAAACACAGCGAUAUCGAGGUAGAGUACGGGCUAAUGCCUGAGCACCUGAGCAUCGACACUGGGAAGGUUGAAGCGGAUAAUGAACAUCCAGUUACCGUAACGCUCAGACACCUUCCCAGGAACGAAUCGGAACUGGACAAGCAAAAUGGCACCAACGAAUCCAACGUUCCCAAUGGUCUCUAUAGAAGCAAUCUUACCGCUGAUACAACCGAUGCCGUACUCCAAGAUGCCCAGUCAAAUCAAGACACUCGUACGGAGACGGUUUUGGCAAAGUACGUUGUUGGCUGUGAUGGUGCUCAUUCAUGGACUCGCCGACAAAUUGGAAGCGUGAUGGAAGGCGAACAGACCGAUUUCAUCUGGGGUGUCCUGGAUAUCAUCCCUAUAACUGAUUUUCCUGAUAUCCGAUAUCGUUGCGCCAUCCACUCUGAAGCGGGCAGUAUGAUGGUCAUCCCGAGAGAGGAUAAAUAUGUUAGACUGUACAUCCAAGUCACGGCAAUGAACGCGGACGGAGAAGCGGUUGAUCGUUUCAAGGUCACUCCUGAAAACUUAUUGGACGCAGCGAGGAAGAUUCUUGCGCCCUAUAAGUUGAGCUACAAACACUGCCAAUGGUGGACAGCAUAUAGAAUCGGCCAGAGAGUCGGGUCAAAGUUCUCUGUUCACAAUCGAGUCUUCCUAGCCGGUGAUGCUGUGCACACUCACAGUCCCAAAGCAGGCCAAGGGAUGAAUAUCAGCAUGCACGACACCUACAACCUAGGGUGGAAACUCGCAUCUGUGAUCAAGGGCCGAGCUAACCGCUCCAUCCUGGAGACCUACAACACGGAGAGACGGCAAAUCGCUCAGGAACUCAUUGACUUCGAUCGCAAAUUUUCCCGCCUGUUCUCCGGUAGGCCUUCGAAGGACAUUCUAGACCAAGAGGGGGUCGACUUAGAGACUUUCAAGAGGGUUUUCGACCAGGGAAAUCUUUUCACCAGUGGCUGCGCCGUGAAUUACGCCCCAAGUCUGAUUGUCAGGAAACAACCAGCUCUAGCCAGCGAGCAUAAUGAGACCAAUGGGACUCAUGGGACUGACCAACACCCACAAAGCGUGGUAGGGAAACAGACCCUCGCCUCCAAAAUCCCCAUUGGAAUGCGAAUCCCCAGCUACAAGGUGUUGAACCAGGCCGACGCUCGACCGUGGCACCUUCAAGAACUCCUACCAAGCAACGGAACGUGGAGGAUCCUCGUCUUCGCAGGAGAUAUCUCGAAGCCAGAUCAACGAUCGCGCUACGAAGGUCUGGGCAAGGCACUGGAUUCUCCAGACUCCUUUAUCCACCGAUACGGUGGCCAGGGAGGAAAGUUCAACUCGAUCUUCGAGGUUGUGACCAUCCACGCGGCACCACGGAAUAGUGUGGAACUGCUCUCACUUCCCGACGUCUUCCAUCCUUUCAACGAAGAUAUUGGCUGGGACUAUUGGAAGGUGUAUGUGGACGACAUUUCGUAUCAUGAGGGCCAUGGGCAAGCGUACGAGAACUAUGGUAUCAAUCCUCGGACCGGGUGCGUCGUCAUCGUCCGCCCCGAUCAAUAUGUGAGUUGGAUUGGCGAACUGGAAGACGUGGAUGAAAUGGACGGGUUCUUCGGGUCGUUCAUGAUACCCGCAAAGAUGGAUCAGUAG